AAGGGGGAAGUCAUGUGAUGAACCUGGACGCCGUGAAUUUCAACCCCCCCCCCACCGCGAGCUUGCUUCAGCGACGCCACCUCGUAUGUCGACUGUAUCCAGGAAUCCUUCUCCCUCCUCCAAGCCAUUCAUCUUCCAUACGGUGCAUUCGUCCAGGAAGGGAUAUGUCAGUGGGAAGACGACCGUGAGACAGCUCAAGACCGCAGCCGCCGACUAUGUCAAGCAAGAUGUCGAGGACCGUAACAUCACCGAUUUCUGCGAGGCAAGGGUGUUCGUUUCCGAAAACGGCGCAAUUGCCCUGGCUCCGUACGAACCAGACGACUCUCUGAGGAUCCAGACGGUCUGCUCGGAUGCUACUGCAAGCGGAUUCGUUUUUGUUCCUGCGGGGCCCGUCCAAGUGAGGCGAGAAGCUGCCGCAGGCAGUGAUAAUAUCCACGACAUGCUUGGAAAGAUGAUGAAGGCGGGGAACGAAACGACUAUUGCGAAUCUGCAGAGUGAUAAUGCAGCUUUGACGGAGAGGGUGCAGGCGCUGGAGGAAGCUAAUGCUGCUCUGAAGCGGGAGAACGAGGAUCUGAAGCGGGAGAACAGGGCUCUGGUGGAGAAAUCGCAGGACUGCGCAGAGGAUACGCGUCAAUGAGGAGAACCUCCAAUGCCUCAUUUUCCCAAUACAUGGACCGUAACUUUCCGAUACUUCUGAGACGAUGCCGAAUCAAAUCCAGUUUCCAGAUGUACAUGUCUUACGACACCACUUGACUCUGAUUCUGGGCACGAACCGUUGCACAGGCUGAUGCGCUCUAAAUCU
Guyanagaster necrorhizus is the source of this 802-nucleotide messenger RNA. RefSeq lists its product as uncharacterized. The coding region runs from base 86 to 637 and encodes 183 amino acids. The record is from RefSeq and is a predicted model, not a curated record. The transcript is spliced from 3 exons. Lineage: Eukaryota; Fungi; Basidiomycota; Agaricomycetes; Agaricales; Physalacriaceae.